UGUCCAUCAGCUUGGUUGUCAUGCCUCCUUGAGGUUUGGUGGCUCUUGUGUCCUGUGUGGGACAGGUCACCAUGAUUUUGCUUGUAUGCACAGUACAGCCAUUUCCUCUUGGAGCUAUUGCCACAUCUUUUUGCCACCUCUAACCACACUUUGGAGACUCCUGGCCACAGAGCUCUCUGACAAUCGGUACCUCUCCACAAUCUAGUAGGUAAAGAAGACAGGAAGUACUUCAAUUCAAGAAUCCUGCUUCUGUUAGGUUUCUGCCCAAGUAUCCUCUCUGUACAGCAGUUGGGGAUUUUAGAAAUAAAAGCCAAAAGCAUAAGCAUGAUAUUGCUGCUUUUAGCCUGCCAUGGCCCUCCUCUGGCCAGUAUAGGCAGAGUCUGCUACCCACUUGAAUGCAGAAGGGAAAGGGUAGAAAAUAACAGGAGAAAGGAAAAACAACCAAACAGGAGCAGAUUAGCAUCUCAAAAUAUCCUACCACUCUUAAGAAGAUGUGAGUUGAAUUCACGGGAGAGGUUCCAUGGGGAAGAGACCCUAUUUUUUGAAAAUGGGCUCUGUGCAUCUGCAAAGACUAUGUGGGAUCCAGGUCUCCAGAAUGCUCUGAUGUCAUCGGUCAGGUCACAGAACCCCUCCCGCUGUGGGCCUGGUGACCUUUGAACCUUAACAGCCCUGUGCUGGAGGGAGCACUGGGCAGUACUGCUGGUUCUCUAAGUGGUCUGAGUUCCUCAGCCAUUUAGGAGACUCAACGAUUUUUAUGUAUAUUGGGUCACCUCAACAAAUUUCCUGAGACUCAAGAAGGGCCAGCCAGUAGGGAAAAGGAGGAACUGGGUGUUACGCAUCUUCUAAGCAACUCCUGUAGCUGGUACCAUGAAACAGCGACAAAAGAGGAAACAUCUGGAAAAUGAAGAGUCCUCAGGAACUGCUGAGCAGGGAGGAGGAGUCUCGAAGUCACAGGAGGAUGCCCCUCAGGUUGAAUCAACUGGGGAGGCUAAAGGCUGGGGCGCAGGGGUAGAGGAGGUAUCCUCUGCCUCUGAAUACUUCUCCUGUGUUUCUUCUCCACUCAAGCUCAUCCAUAGUGGACUCCGGAGAGUACAUCGAGACAGUCCCCAGCCUAGAUCACCCCUAGCCCAGGUUCAGGAACGAGGGGAGACUGCUCCCCCCUCACACCAUGUCUCCUCGUCCCUUUCGUCUUAUAAGACCUGUGUGUCCUCUCUGUACAUAAACAAAAAAGAAAGGGGCAUGAAAAUAUACUACAUGCAGGUACAGAUGAAAAAGGGUGUGGCUGUCUCCUGGGAGACAGAGGAGACCUCAGAGUCAGUAGAAAAGCAGCCCAGGAUGGAAGAAGUGACCCUUCCUGAGGACGUGCGGGUAGGUACUCCCCCCUCUGAUGUGUCCACCAGAAACCUGCUGUCUGACAGCGAGCCCAGCGGGGAGGAGAAGGAGCACGAGGAGCGGGCAGAGUCAGACAGCCCGCCCGGGUCGCCCGCAGCUGAGGAGAGACCCAGGGCCAAGACCCCCGACUGGCUGGUGACCGUGGAGACCGGCUUCAGGUGCAUGGCCUGCUGCCGGGUCUUCUCCACGUUGGAGAGCCUCCAGGAGCACGUGCAGCACGGGGUCAGGGAGGGCUUCAGCUGCCACGUGUUCCACCUCACCAUGGCCCGGCUGGGCGGCAGCCGUCGGGCCGGGAGCGCCCAGGAGGAGGAGGGGGAGUGGAGUGAGGCGGCGGCCGCCAGGCCGGAGGGCAAGGCCAGCGAGGACGAGCCGGCCGCCCGGGAAGACCUCGGCUCCAAGCGACCCUGGAGCCAGUGCCCGGGCUGUGUGUUUCAUUCUCCGAAGGACAAGAAGUGA
Nyctereutes procyonoides (raccoon dog) is the source of this 1848-nucleotide messenger RNA. RefSeq names its product family with sequence similarity 170 member A (gene FAM170A). Gene Ontology annotation, cellular component: nucleus. The transcript has 3 exons. The coding region runs from base 868 to 1848 and encodes 326 amino acids. NCBI's taxonomy places the organism in Eukaryota, Metazoa, Chordata, Mammalia, Carnivora, Canidae. Gene Ontology annotation, biological process: fertilization. The record is from RefSeq and is a predicted model, not a curated record.